Sinocyclocheilus anshuiensis is the source of this 642-nucleotide messenger RNA. RefSeq names its product transmembrane 4 L6 family member 5-like. The coding region runs from base 34 to 642 and encodes 202 amino acids. The transcript is spliced from 6 exons. Gene Ontology annotation, cellular component: membrane. Lineage: Eukaryota; Metazoa; Chordata; Actinopteri; Cypriniformes; Cyprinidae. The record is from RefSeq and is a predicted model, not a curated record.
CUAAAUCUAUAUUCCACAGUCACAGGACAGGAGAUGUGCACCGGUCACUGCUCCAGGUCUGUGGGAAUGGCUCUGAUCCCUACAGCCAUCGUCUGCAUGCUGGCAAAUGCACUGCUGCUGUUUCCUGAUCUGAAGUAUCAGUACCUGACAGAGAAUCAUGUGACCAGAGAGGCCAUGUGGUGCUCUGGGAUCUGGGCAUCAGGGCUUCUGGUGCUUGUGGCCGCGCGAGGCUUUACGACACACUACGAAAAGAAAAGAUGCUGUUAUUUUACUGCUGAGGUUUUGCGUAAGUUGGGCUAUGCAUGUUUGGUCAUUCUGGCAGCUGGCUUGUGUUUCGUGGUGAGCGGGACGGGGCUGGCUCUGGGACCCCUCUGUUUACACAACAGCACUGACGGUCUAAAGUGGGGACGGCCAUUAAAACAAGUCAAAACUGGAGAGAAGCUUUACCUCUAUGCUCCGGAGCGGUGGCCAUCCGCCUGUGUGGAGCCUCGAGGUGUUGUGAUCUGGAAUAUGGUUCUUUUCUCCGUCCUCAUGGUAGCGAGUGGCCUAGAGCUCGUUUUCUGCGUUCUUCAUCUCCUCACCGCCUUACUGGAGUUCAUGUGUGGACCGAAAUUCUGCAAGAAUAAGGUUGUUCCUGCUUGA